This is a messenger RNA of Argentina anserina (silverweed cinquefoil), 1053 nucleotides long. RefSeq names its product clathrin light chain 1. NCBI's taxonomy places the organism in Eukaryota, Viridiplantae, Streptophyta, Magnoliopsida, Rosales, Rosaceae. The record is from RefSeq and is a predicted model, not a curated record. The coding region runs from base 1 to 1053 and encodes 350 amino acids. Gene Ontology annotation, molecular function: clathrin heavy chain binding; structural molecule activity. The transcript is spliced from 3 exons. Gene Ontology annotation, biological process: intracellular protein transport; clathrin-dependent endocytosis. Gene Ontology annotation, cellular component: plasma membrane; clathrin coat of coated pit; clathrin coat of trans-Golgi network vesicle.
AUGUCAUCCUUUGAUUCCUUCGCUAACAAGGAUGAACCCCAGAACCCGUCCCCUGCCACUCAACCUUUCAACGACGAUGGUUACAUGGGUUACGACUCGUCGAUCAACCCUCCCACCCAGGUCGACAUUCCCUCCUCCGACGCGCCACCUCUGCCGCCAACGCGCCACUCUGGGGACUUCCAGGACGACGUCGGAUUCGGAAUUGAAGGCUUCAACCCCCAAAACGCCAGCGGCUACGCCUCGCCAUUUGAUUCGGCAGUUCCCGAUAGCAACGCAGAUGGUGAGAAUGAGGGUGACAUUUUCAGUACCGAUGGGUCGGUUCUUCCGCCUCCAGAGCAAAUGCGCGAUGAGGGUUUUGCACGACGCGAAUGGCGCCGUUUAAAUGCCAUCCAUCUCGAGGAAAAGGAGAAAAGAGAAAAGGAGAUGCGAAACCAGAUCAUUGAAGAAGCUGAAGAGUUUAAACGUUCCUUUUAUGAGAAAAGGAAGCUCAAUUGCGAAACUAACAAGAUUAACAAUAGAGAAAGAGAGAAGCUUUACUUGGCCAACCAAGAGAAGUUCCACAAAGAAGCCGACAAACACUACUGGAAAGCAAUUGCGGAGAUCGUUCCUCGUGAGGUCCCUAAUAUUGAGAAGAAGAGAGGGAAAAAGGAUCCUGAUAAGAAAUCUUCAAUCGUUGUCAUACAGGGCCCCAAACCUGGGAAGCCUACUGAUCUUUCACGUAUGCGCCAAAUUUUCCUGAAGCUAAAACAGACUCCUCCACCACACAUGAUGCCUCCUCCACCAACACCUGCCAAAGAUGGCAUGGACGGAAAUGAUGGAAAGGAAGGGAAAGACAAGAAGGAAGGGAAAGAUCCAAAGAAUGGAAAAUCGGACACACCAAUUGCAGUUGGUGCUUCAGCUGCAAAAGCACCAGUCUCACCUUCUAAAGGUGUUACUCCCAAUGGUACAAAGGAUAUCUCAACGCCAAAGGCUCUUGCUGAACCAAAAGUUGAACUAGAAGGUCAGCCAUCUGUUGAACCGAAGGAUGAACAACCUUCAGAACCCCAGGGUUAG